Poecilia reticulata (guppy) is the source of this 1827-nucleotide messenger RNA. RefSeq names its product LTV1 ribosome biogenesis factor (gene ltv1). Gene Ontology annotation, cellular component: nucleus; cytosol; preribosome, small subunit precursor. Gene Ontology annotation, biological process: ribosomal small subunit biogenesis; ribosomal small subunit export from nucleus. The record is from RefSeq and is a predicted model, not a curated record. NCBI's taxonomy places the organism in Eukaryota, Metazoa, Chordata, Actinopteri, Cyprinodontiformes, Poeciliidae.
AGCGCCAAGAAUUACUGCAACGUCCGGCCCACGUCCUCCGUGUGUCUGAUCUAAUGUAACACGAGUUUAGGAUUUUUCAGCACUGAUAAAUACUCACCGUAACUUCUACAAUUUGGGAAUCACAUUGUUUCAAGGGUCUUUUAAAGGUGUUUUUGGAGCUUUUGGCAUUGCUAACUUUGAUCCGCGGAAGAAAAUCGUGACGGUUUCAGGAACAAAAUGCCUCAUCGAAAGAAGAAAUCAUUCAUUGAAAAGAAGAAAGCGGUGACCUUUCACCUCGUCCACAGAAGUCAGAGGGACCCUCUGGCUGCAGAUGAGAAAGCCCCACAGCAUGUCCUCCUGCCUGCUGCAAAGGUGGACACAGACAAGAGGCGUGAAGAGCAGAGAAACUUUGGUGUUUUCUUCGAUGACGAUUACGACUACCUGCAGCACCUGAAGGAGGCGUCUGGCACCUCGGAGCUGGUCGCCGCCGGACCCUCACACUUCAACAGAGGGGCCUCUAAUUUGAGAGAUGAUGAGGAGGAAAACGAGGUGGAAACUGUGAGCAAGGACAUUGCUGAAGCUACGAUCCACCUGCCGUCUUCAGUGUUUGCCUCGGAGUUUGAGGAAGAUGUGGGACUUCUGAACAAAGCCGCUCCUAUUUCAGGACCCCGACUGGACAUGGAUCCUGAUAUUGUAGCUGCUUUAGAUGAAGACUUUGACUACGACGACCCCGACAACAUGCUGGAGGACGACUUCAUCCUGAAGGCAAACCGCACAAAAGGAGCUGCGGAUGCAGAAGGAUCUGAUGAUGAUGAUGAUGAGUGGGAGGACACAGACGAGGAAGGCGACUUUGACUCCGAUGGCGGUUUCUCAGGUGACGAGCAGCUGGAGGGCGGCGGCCAUGAUGGAGAGUUUCUGUUCAUGAACGAGGAGACAAAGAGUCGCUUCACAGAGUAUUCGCUGACUUCGUCUGUAAUGAGGAGGAACGAGCAGCUCAGCCUGCUGGACGACCGCUUCGAAAAGUUUUAUGAGCAGUUUGAUGACGAUGAGAUCGGGGCUCUGGACAACGCCGAGCUGGAGGGCUUCAUCGAACCGGACAGCGCCCGCCUGGAGGAAGUCAUCAAGGAUUACUUCAAGCAGAAAGAAAAAGAAUCCCUGAGGCCUGAAGAUUUGGGUCCAAAAGAACUUCCUGUGUUGAAAGAGGAGGAGGAAGACGAGGAUGAAGAGGAGAUGGAGACGGUUGUUUGCGAGGCUCCUCAGGAGAAGUGGGACUGUGAAACCAUCAUCAGUACGUACUCCAACUUGUACAACAGACCUAAAGUCAUUGAAGAACCAGCCAAGCCCAAGGCGAUCCGUGUGUCCGGUAAGACGGGCAUCCCCCUGGACGUCCUGCCCUCCAGGGGCCUCACAGCCAAGCAAGCGGAGCGCAUGACGAGAAUCAACGACUCGGAUCUGCCGCGCGUGUCGACGCAGGCCCGAAACAAAGAGGAGAGCAAAGAGGAGAGGAGGGCGAGGAAGCAGGCCGUCAAAGAGGAGCGGAAGGAGAGGAGAGUGGAGAAGAAAGCGAACAAGUUGGCAUUCAAGGAGGAGAAAGUGCGACAGGAGAAGCAAAUGUUGAACUUAAGGACAAACAUUCAGGGCCUGAAGCUGUAGCCGCCGACUGACCGCCGUUCUGCACCAACAUUUCACCCUGCGGUGUUUCCAGUGGACAUGUUCCUCUCUUCAGUGAAACUGAGAAACAGGACGGCGUUGACCUACAGAUAAUCUGGGUGACUGCAGAGGAAAAACAAACCCAAAAAUAGGAAGAAGCAAGCAACUGGUUGAAUGAAUAAAACAGGUUCCACAGGA